AUGAUAACUCACACUUCCGGUAAUGAUGCUUUACACUUCCGGCAACAAUCUCUCACACUUCGGAGCUUGUUAAUUAUCUAUCUAUCUAUCUAUCUGGCCAGAUUGCUAAAGGCACCUUUCGUUUCUAACAAUAAGAUAAAAUUUUUCUUUCUUUCUUUCUUUCUUUCUUUCUUUCUUUCUUUCUUUCUUGAUCUAUCUAUCUAUCUAUCUAUCUAUCUAUCUAUCUAUCUAUCUAUCUAUCUAUCUAUCCCAGUUUGUUCAUUAUCUAUCUAUCUAUACCAGUCUGUUCAUUAUCUAUCUAUCUAUCUAUCUAUCUAUCUAUCUAUCUAUCUAUCUAUCCCAAUCUGUUCAUUAUCUAUCUAUCUAUCUAUCAUAUCUAUCUAUCUAUCUAUCCUAUCUGUUCAUUAUCCAUCCAUCAUCUAUCCAUCCAUCUAUCUAUCUAUCCAUCCAUCCAUCUAUCUAUCUCAGUCUGUUCAUUAUCUCCAUUCAUCUAUCCAUCUAUCUAUCUAUCUAUCUAUCUAUCUCAGUCUCAUUAUCUUCAUCUAUCUAUUAUCUAUCUAUCUAUCUAUUCAUCUAUCUAUUCAUCUAUCCCAGUCUGUUCAUUAUAUAUCCAUCCAUCUAUCUAUCUAUUCAUUCAUUAUCUAUCUAUCUAUCUAUCUAUCUAUCUAUCUAUCUAUUAUUAAGCUGUUAACAUAUUUUUCUUACCCAGGUAUUUAUAUUGUUGUAUUUAUGGUAUAG
Messenger RNA from Acanthosepion pharaonis, 738 nucleotides. NCBI's taxonomy places the organism in Eukaryota, Metazoa, Mollusca, Cephalopoda, Sepiida, Sepiidae. The record is from the annotation of a GenBank genome assembly.